Neoarthrinium moseri is the source of this 867-nucleotide messenger RNA. RefSeq lists its product as uncharacterized. Gene Ontology annotation, molecular function: oxidoreductase activity. Bases 1 to 867 code for a protein of 288 amino acids. The transcript is spliced from 3 exons. The record is from RefSeq and is a predicted model, not a curated record. Lineage: Eukaryota; Fungi; Ascomycota; Sordariomycetes; Amphisphaeriales; Apiosporaceae.
AUGACUACCUAUACUAUCAAUGAGGGAGAUCUCAACAUACUCAAGGGCAAGACAAUUCUCCUAAUCGGUGGAUCCACUGGCAUCGGGCGCGCAGCAGUCCAGAUUGCACUAGACUAUGGGGCCAACGUUGCGCUCGGUGACUGGAACGAAGAUGAAGGCCGUAAGGUCUUAGAGCCGUUUGGCGAGCGGGCACUGUUCAGAAAAUGCGAUGUUAGCAACUGGGAUGACGUUCUCAGUCUCUUCGAAGCGGCGCAUGCCCAAUUUGGUGUGAUCAAUAGCGUGCUGUCCAACGCAGGUAUCAACACCCACGAAGGUCUUCUCAGAGACGAAUUUGAUACCGAGACUGGGAAAUUGCAACCGCCAGACCUCAAGUCAAUCCAAGUCAACUUCAUCGGCCACUUAUACGUGACCAAAUGUGCAAUGCAUUAUUUUGGCAAGCACCCCGAGGUACCAUGUCAACUCGUCCUAACGUCUUCUGCGGGCGCAUUUUUCCCAGCACCACCUAUCUACUUGUACUGCGCAGCAAAAUCCGGCAUACUGGGCUUGAUGCGUUCACUUCGUUCCGAGGUCAUCAAGAAGAACGUCACGGUCAAUAUUGUGGCGCCAUGGCUCACCGUGACACCCAUGCUACUGGAUGAUUGGUUGGCAGGAUGGACCCUACCUAAGAAUACCGCUGAGGGCGUGGCUCAAACUCUGUUUCUUCCAAUUGUGCGAAAUCAGAUCAAUGGCAAAUCAUUCUUUGUGGCGGGCGACGAAGCAUAUGAAUUUGAAGAUACGUUGUUUGAAACGGAACCUUCAUGGAUGGGCGAGAGAUUAUGCCGGGACGUGCGCAAAGGGCAGGAAAUCCUGUUGGGCUUGGGUGAAUAA